AUGGCCAUGGACCCCACAAUCCCCCAGAACCCCUUCCACAUCCGCCUCCUCUACACCCUCGCCCUACUCGUCCAGCUCAGCGACGUCUACCACUUCGCCACCCUCUCCCCCCGCUUCUGGCCGCGGCGGUCCGACCUGUCCGGCCCCACGAGCACCUUCUUCCUGCGCACGUACUGCACGCUGCUGCUGCCGUACAUCCUGCUGUGCUACUGGCUGCGCCACUACCACAUCCGCGAGACGGACGUGGGGCAGGCGGUCGGCGCGUCGUUCGCCUUGUUCCAUGCGCUUGCCCCGGCGUGGUAUGUGUUGAGUUGGUGGACGGGGGGCUAUGUGCAGAGGCCCGUGGGCGUCAUUUUGGGCUUUCAUGUCGGGUGUGUGGUGUGGGCGGGGAUGGGGUGGGUUUUGUAG
Messenger RNA from Morchella sextelata, 408 nucleotides. RefSeq lists its product as uncharacterized. The record is from RefSeq and is a predicted model, not a curated record. Lineage: Eukaryota; Fungi; Ascomycota; Pezizomycetes; Pezizales; Morchellaceae. The transcript has 2 exons. Bases 1 to 408 code for a protein of 135 amino acids.